AAGAAUUACUAUUUAUAUAAAUAGCCAAUCUUCUAGCUGAUGGUCUUGUUUGCUUAUGAAGGUCGUAUAGAGGCAUCAGUAUUACAUUGAGACUGUUUCAUGUCCAGCUAAAAACUCCUUGUACUUAAAAAAAAUAUAUAUUUAUUUAUAUAAAUUUCUAGUGACUAGGCUAUGUCACAAGAACAUACAAGUACAUGAAAACUGAGCAACACAACAGCAGCUCAUGAGUUUUUAUUGCAACAAAAAUAGAUCUAUUUAAUCCCUUCUUAUUAACAGUGGGCCCAUAGAAGAAACUGAUCUUUCUACAUAUUUUUUUGUUUUGUGGCACAGGGGGUCAAAGAAGUAAAAGGAAUAGUCGGUUUCUCUCAUAUAUAUCAACAAAUUUGCUCAAUCCGAUCAAAAAAUACAGUUUCUCCCUGUGUUUCAGCCUCUUAACUGGACAGGAAAUGUAAAGCCAUGGUGUUAAUUUGCAGUGAGGGAGCUCAGGGAUCAGAGGUCAUCGUAAAAGAAUUUACCAAUGCCUUGUUUGUUAGCCUGCUCGGCAGUAAACGCUAGACACACUAAAAGUCAGCGGCACAUAACCGAAGCCUAAACUGGCAGAUUCACAUUUAAACCUCCUUUAGUUCAUGUUACCAGGCAGGCUGCGACAGGGCCACGUUCUGAUUGAAGAUGCUUUUCUUCUCUGCUGUGGCCUUCCUGUUGGUUUUGGCGCUGAGUUCACCCGUUGAAGCAGGAAAAUGUCCCAGAGUGUGCAGCUGUGACAGCAGCAAGCUCACGGUCACCUGCGUUGGCAAGAACUUAACGGAGAUUCCACCGACUAUAGAUGAGAUUACACUGAAACUGGACUUGAGGAACAACAACCUGCAGGUGCUGUCCAGGAGGGCGUUCAUCCUCACGCCCUACCUCACCCACCUCAACCUGCAGCGCUGCAACAUUAUCAAGGUGAAGGAGGGCGCUUUCCGGACCCUGGGCCGCCUGGUCUCCCUUAACCUGGCCUACAACAAAAUUGACAUCCUUUAUCAGGAGUCCUUUGACGGCCUCUCCUCCUUGAAGGAGCUGCACCUGGACCAUAACCGUGUGGAGGAGAUCCAGCCUGGAGCCUUCACACAGCUCGGUUUCCUCAACAUGUUGGCCCUCACCCACAACCAGCUGGUUUACAUCCCCAACAUGGCCUUCCAGGGCCUGCACAACAUCAAGUGGCUUCGUCUUAGCUAUAACUCCCUGAACAACUUGGCUCCUGAGGCCUUCACUGGACUGUUCACCCUCAGCCGCCUCAGCCUGGACCACAACGAGCUGCAGUUCUUCCCCACUCAGACCAUGACCAGACUGCCUGAGAUCACGCGCCUUAACAUGAGCCACAACCCCAUGACCUACCUUGGUGAAGAAUCCGUCUCCAUGGCGAAGCUUACACACCUCUACCUCGACCACAUGUCCCUUCAGGACCUGUCAGAGCAGGCUUUGUCCCGCGCCCCCCUCCUCUCCCACUUGGACCUCAGCCACAAUCAGCUUCGUUACCUGGAGCCCCUCUCAGGCCCCAAGGAGCUGACCAGCCUCAACCUGAUAGGCAACCCGGUGUACUGUAACUGCUACAUGCGGCCCCUGAGGGAGUGGGCGAGGGUCGGUCGUGUGAAGCUGCUGGGAGCCUGCACUGGCCCCCCCCACCUCUCAGAUGAGCCGCUACAGGCCGUGGUUCCUCUGGAUCUGCGCUGCCGCAGCAGGGGAGAAGCACUGAAGGACGAGUUCGAGAAAGACGAUGAGAGCACAGAAACUACCCCAUCCACAGCCAAGCCCAAACAAAAAGUCAAGUGUCCAGUAAACUGUGACUGCGAUAUUGAAGCUCAGCACGCCACCUGUGAGGGUCGGGGUCACACCAAAGUCCCACGAGGCUUCCCCACCAAGACGCAGCUGCUUGACCUCCGCAGCAACCACUUCCACUACCUUUCCGUUAACAGCUUCCCAGGCACCAGCCAAGUUGUUUCUCUUCACCUAGAGUUAUGCAAAAUUCACGAAAUCGAAGGCGGUGCCUUUCGGGGAAUGAAAAAGCUGUUUUAUUUGUAUCUUUCUGACAACGACCUCAAAUCUUUGGACCCCGGAGUGUUUGCUGGAGCCCCCGAGCUCACCUACCUUCACCUGGAAGGUAACAGACUGCUACAGUUCCCCGGAUCAGCUCUAGCACUCUUACCAAGUCUGUUUGUUUUACACCUCGAGCGAAACGCCAUCUCCAAACUAGGGCCCGCUGGUUUGCUGUCCUCAGUAACCCCGAAACUCAGGGAACUUUACUUGACCAACAACACCAUAACUUCUGUUGCCAAGGGUGCUCUGGACUCUGCUUUCCUCGGUACACUUUACCUGGAUUCAAAUCAGCUGACGGAGAUGCCUACCCACGCUCUGUCCGAGGCCCCUAAUGUGGAGGAGCUCAACCUGUCUCGGAAUUCAAUUCGCUGGGUGGGACCAAACGCUUUCCGGCCUGUAUCCCAAAGUCUGAAGAGGCUUUACAUGGAUCAGAUGGGCAUGGAGAAGAUGUCCAGGGACGCUCUGGCAGGGCUUGGCCCAGGGCUGAGGGCUCUGACUGUGAGAGGAAACCAGCUGGAGGAGCUUCCUGACCUGAGCCCACUCACCGGCCUGGAGGUGGUCGACCUGCAGGACAACCCUCUGCUGUGUGACUGUCCUCUGAUGCCGCUACGCAGGUGGAUGGAGAAUGUAAGUUUGGAGGUGAUCGCCACCUGUGGUCACCCUCCUGAGGUCAGAGGUCAGAAGGUCAGGGACGUCAAUGUGUUUGCGUCCUGCCCACAAAGUGGCUUUCCUUCAGAUGGGAAGGUUGUUACGGCCCCCAGACCGCCAAAAGUGAAGACACCCAAAGCCAGCCUCUCGAAGACCCCUGGAGUCAAAGCUAGGCCUGCAAAGUCCAAAACUAAACUACUCAAACCAACCAAGAAUAAGCCUCAGAGGAAACCUGUGAAACCGAAAGUGACAAAGAACAAGAAGACACUGUAAAAUUCACAUGCACUAUUUACUAUUUGAGCAUAAUUAACAAAACAAAGCAAAAAACAAAAAAGGGGAAAGAAAAGAAAGAAGGAACUUAAAUACCCAGCCUAUUGUCUUUCUAAUCCUACAGGAGAUAUACAUAGGUGGGAUCUGUUUGACAGCCACAAUCAUACACUGUAUAUUGAUAUAUGACACCUGAAGAUGUAUGUGUGAAUUGUGUUCUGCCUGUACUACCCUUCAGAUAAAAUGUGACGUGUGUCCUACAUGCUUUAAUAAAUCUAAAUUACCAACGUAU
Cottoperca gobio is the source of this 3280-nucleotide messenger RNA. RefSeq names its product chondroadherin-like a (gene chadla). The record is from RefSeq and is a predicted model, not a curated record. Lineage: Eukaryota; Metazoa; Chordata; Actinopteri; Perciformes; Bovichtidae. The coding region runs from base 670 to 2994 and encodes 774 amino acids. Gene Ontology annotation, cellular component: plasma membrane. Gene Ontology annotation, molecular function: protein binding; transmembrane signaling receptor activity. The transcript is spliced from 11 exons. Gene Ontology annotation, biological process: toll-like receptor signaling pathway; immune response.